Ambispora gerdemannii is the source of this 1674-nucleotide messenger RNA. NCBI's taxonomy places the organism in Eukaryota, Fungi, Glomeromycota, Glomeromycetes, Archaeosporales, Ambisporaceae. The record is from the annotation of a GenBank genome assembly.
AUGUCGCAACAAACACUAAUAAAAUCUCAAUCACGCGUUCCUACUCUACCAUCCGAAUGCAUCACAGAAAUAUUAAAAAGCGUUCCAUCCAAAGACAUCUCUACACUAUUUACCUGUCUAUUAAUAAACCGACAAUGGUAUCUAAACACAAUUCGUAUACUGUGGAAAGAUCCCUUCGGUUUAUUACUAGCGAAAAGAGGACAAACCACCGCGUCGGUGGAAAAUUGGCGCUUACGCGUCGCAUCCUUACUUGACACAUAUCUAUUAUUUCUCGAACAGGAAGAUCAUCAAACACUCGAACAACAGGAAAUAAUUCUGCCAAAGCGAAGUUCUUCGAACAGUAAUGUCGAUUAUGUGGGAAUCAUGCAAAAUAUUAACGUUGAUCAGAUUUUGGAUGGAGUUCAUUGCUGUUCUACACGUAAGGUGGAGAAACGAAGAAGCGGUGGAAGUGAUGGCAAUGGUGAAUAUCCUGCGUAUUUUGAUCGGCUUGCAUCCGAACAUUUAAUAACACAAAUGAUACUAAAAUUAUUUGUUAGAAAAUGCGAGUCAUUAAAAGUUUUCGGGAUAGAAAAUAUACGAGACAACUUCUCGUUAAACACAGUACUCGUACAUCCAAAUUCGUCGGCCAAUCUCGCAAAUCUAGUAGAAUUCACUUGUGUAUCAACGGUACCCGGAAUCAGUGAUAUUUUAAGUAGUCUCGCUCAAAUUUCUCGUCGUCUCAAAAAAAUCAAAAUCUGGCAAUAUCCAGUAUUCACCUCGAGAGUCCAUUCGGAAAAUCUACAACUCGCGAGUUUAAUCGAAUUAAUAACAGCGCAAAAAAGACUCGAAGAAUUAGAUUUGGGUUAUUUACAUCCGAAUAUGGAUUUAAAUACGAUUUGUGACGCAAUUGCUUCCCAAUCGAAAACAUUUCGUCGACUUUCACUCACCUGUGUUUCAACAUCCAGAUGGACAAGUCUAGCUGGUUUAUCAGUUUGUGAAAAUUUUCAAUCUUUUGAAGCGCAUAAAUGCAAAGGCGUAUUCACACCUGAAUGGGCUGAAGAAAUCACAUCGCUGACAUUUCCUCGUAUAAAAUGUUUAAAUAUUUCAACCAAUUUUCCCUACGAGACAUUCAAAGAAAUUCUUUGUCAAUCCAAUAAAAACAUAGAAACCAUUAUAAUUGGUCAUACGGCAUUCAAGUCGACAGAAGAGACACGUGAUGCGUUAUCAACAAUUGCGGACAAUUGUCCAAACUUGCAAAAUCUUCAAGCAUAUUUCUUAAUAAAUGAGCUGGAGUGUGUGACAAAUUUAUUUGAUUUUUGUCCGAAUUUAAAACGACUGAAUCUUCUUGGAUCACUAAUCUCUCAACAGCAAAAACAACUUCUUACUCAACUAUAUCAAUUGAUGGCCACAUCGGAGCAUUUACAGAAACUUGAAAAUCUCCGAUUAAAAGUCUCGGUUCCAUUUGAUCCUGCUAUUUUCAAUUCAUUACUGAAAACUAUACCUGACACCGCGAAAGUGGAAAUUUAUGAUUGUACAUGUUACGGCGGCAACCAUUUAGAUGUGAUGGUUGAGUGUAUGGCUAGCAAACUACGAUCGAUACAUUUCCAGAUACAUGAGGGACCAAUUAAACUAUGGGAAAAAAGGCGAAUAGGGGCUAAUCGUGCAAAAUGUCAUAGAGAAAAAAUGGUUUCAUAG